ACAUAUGUAAAAAGUUAUAUGCAGGAAAAUUAGGUCACUAGUUGGUUUGUUAGGGUAAUUAGCAUGAUCAAGAGGAUCAUAUUUUCUAAAUAAAUUCUGACGAAAGCUCCAUAUGUGAGUCUCUGUCUCACGCAAUAACGCGUCUCUUUGGAGACUUGGUUUAAGCCUUGGCCUUUUUUCAUCUCAUUUUUGCUCUCUGAGAGCAACUGAUAUUAUAUCAUGGAGUGGGUCUCUCUGGAACUCACACGAAUUUCCUGCAGAGAUCUCAAAGCCUUCAAUUUCUUCCAGAAGCUAUCGGUCUAUGCAGAGGUCUACGCUUCUAAUGAUGAAUUAACGAAGAAGAAGAAGAAGAAGAACCAGCGGCAACAAUGUCUCGACAGCCAAAAGACCUCAGAAGACGGAGAAGGCGGCGGAAAUCCCGAAUGGAAUCACACCAUGCAAUUUGAUCUCAAAUCCAUCUCAUUCCCUGAUCAGGGCGAUCAUCUAUUUCUCAUCUUCAAAUUACGCUGCGCAGGUUUAAUCUUUCGCAACAGAUGUAUUGGGAAAGUUCGCGUUCCAUUCAAGGACUUGAUCGACGAGUUCAACGGCGCUGUUAGGUUUGUCAGUUACCAGGUUCGAACUAGUGAUGGGAAGCCUAAUGGGGUCUUGAAUUUUUCCUAUAAGGUGAAGGGUAAGGCUGGGAAGAACGGAGAUGAUUCCCCUGCUCCGAGAGUAGACUUUCCAUCUAGAACUAGAAUUCAUUUUUGUCCAGAGAAAGUCCAUUACCCACCAUUGCAAGUGCAACUUACGUCGCGAGACAAGUGCUUGUAUCCGUCCCUGGAUGAAAUCCGCUCUCCUUUGCCAGGAGUUAGCGCGCCUUCUCCAGAAUCUUAUAAUUGCAUUUUACCUCCACCGCCUUUUCCAUUGCCAGCUUUCGCGGUGGGUCAUGGUCCUUGUCCAUGGCCAUUGGUACAGAUUCCAGGGUCACAUUGGUACUCAACAGAGACAGCAUGUUAUGGUUACGGUCCGCGUGGGUAGCGUUGAGGGAGGGUAACUAGAGAGGGGUUGCCGUUAUCUUAGUUAACGUCACUAGUUUAUUGGCAAUUUCUAUGUAUUCCGUAUGAUGUCAGCUUUUUAGCAAUGGUAAUCAGAUUAAUCUA
Molecule: messenger RNA, 1139 nt
Organism: Hevea brasiliensis (rubber tree)
Lineage: Eukaryota; Viridiplantae; Streptophyta; Magnoliopsida; Malpighiales; Euphorbiaceae
Product: protein SRC2 homolog
Exons: 1
Coding region: 220-1017 (265 amino acids)
Biological process (GO): defense response
Source: RefSeq, a predicted model, not a curated record